Xenia sp. Carnegie-2017 is the source of this 1842-nucleotide messenger RNA. RefSeq names its product 5'-nucleotidase domain-containing protein 3-like. The transcript has 15 exons. Gene Ontology annotation, molecular function: 5'-nucleotidase activity. NCBI's taxonomy places the organism in Eukaryota, Metazoa, Cnidaria, Anthozoa, Malacalcyonacea, Xeniidae. The coding region runs from base 7 to 1446 and encodes 479 amino acids. The record is from RefSeq and is a predicted model, not a curated record.
UGUAAAAUGAUGAAUGAAAAGUCAGUGUUCGUAAAUAAUGAACUCAGCUUGCGAGACAUUGCCGUGUAUGGCUUCGACUACGAUUACACUUUGGCACACUAUACAGAUGAAUUGAACAGUUUAAUAUAUCAAAUGGCUUUGAAAAGACUUAUCGACGAUUACAACUACCCAAAUGAGCUGCAGGUCAUGGAGUACGAUCCCGAUUUUGUCAUACGUGGUCUGCAUAUCGACAUAAAUAAGGGAAUUAUGAUGAAAAUUGAUUCCUAUCAAAAUAUAAUGCCUGGCACUGCGUACAGAGGUCAUCAGCAAUUAAGUGAAGAGGAAAUUCAACAAUUAUAUCGUGGGACUCAUAUUGGAAAUGAUCAAAUUAUACCAACUAGAGAUAAUAAUGAAAGACCAAGAAUGAGACAUAUGAUUGAUCUAUUUGCAAGUAGUGCGGCAACACUAAUGGCAAACGUAUUUGAGUAUUUUUCUCAAAACAACAUUGGUUACGAUCCUUCGUACGUUUUCCAAGAUUGCCAGAAAUCUGUGCGAGAUGUUCAUAGAUCUGGGAAAAUCGCAGCUGCUGUAGAGAAAGACGUUGGUCGAUAUCUACAUCCAAAUCCACAUUUAAAAGACUUCCUGGAGAGUAUAAUUGCGUGUGGGAAACAUAUCUUCUUAAUCACGAACAGUGAUAUAAGUUUUGUGAACAAAGGCAUGGAACAUAUGCUUGACAAACAAUGGAUGGAGUUGUUUGAUGUUAUUAUAACAAGUGCUCGAAAGCCAGCGUUUUAUCAACGCACUGACAGAUUGAAUAUUUACAUGGAACCAAUAAAAAAUACAUAUCUUUUUGGUUCUUUUAUGUUAAAAAGACCUUUCAGACGUCUCGACAGUCGGGGAGUGAAGACAUGGGAAAGAGUCAGCCAUUUUCAUAGCGGAGAACUGUAUGCAGAGGGAAAUGUCGAACAAUUUAUGAAGUUUACUGGUUGGUACGGACCUAAAGUUCUCUAUUUUGGUGAUCACGUGUUCAGUGAUCUGAUGGGACCAACUCUUAAACAUGGAUGGCGCGCUGGAGCGGUUGUUCAUGAUCUUGAGAAAGAAAUCAAAAUAUCAAAUAUGAAAGAAUUUCAAAAAUCGGUGACUUGGCUACUGUCUCUACAGGAAUUAAUCGAAGCACUUCAGACUGAUAGUUCUGAUGAAGCCUAUGAACUUCUGCGAGAAUGGAAAAGAGAACGCUACAUGUUGAGAGAACAGCUCAAAAUCAUGUUUAAUCCACAGUUUGGAAGUGUGUUUCGUACGUAUCAUAACCCUUCCUAUUUUACGCGUCGUCUUGUUCGUUUUGCUGAUAUAUACUCCUCGUGCAUCUCAAACCUCCUCAAUUAUCCCAAUGAUAUCACAUUUUAUCCACGACGACAAGCCUUACCUCAUGAGCCACACUUUGAUCAAUUUUUUGGACUUAAAGACUGAAGUCGUGUUGUGGAACGAUUCUUUAUAAAUUCAAUAGUUUUGUCUACAUUAUUUUACCCAAUUAUACUACUUUGCUGCCCGCACAAGACAGCGUCGAAUGAAUUUUUGCAAUGGAAUGUGUAAGUUGAUUGAAUUAUAUUGUACGUUGAAAUUUCUUAAAAUUCAUGAAAGGAGUUCUUUUAAAUUCCUUAAAGGUUCAUGUGUAACAAAUAAAUAAACGAUAUUUUUUAAUAAUUCAUGAAUGUAAUGAUAUUUGGCGAGAAUGCUGUCGGAUAAAAUUCUGGAUCUGCCCCACAAUAUUCUCAGUUGAUUAAGCUGUGUGCGCAAAUUUUCAGUUACCAAGUGUCUUAGCUUUGGUUUUGUAAAUGAAAAAUAUAGUAAAGUAAAUGGUUUGAA